UCAUUGUCAAAUGUUUAGUAGAGGUGGUUAGGUACUUAUCUAAAGUAGGCAAUAAGUGAAUGUACUUUUGCGUGAUAUAAUCAUUGCUCGAUAGUUACAACUCACGACUAACUCCCUCUCUCUACGUAUUAACUUUAAUAUUACUUCUACUCAGUUAUAGUUAAUUGAUUGGCUUGGCAUAAAUUAAUUUUCAAAUAUUUGAUAAUGGAUCACAUGGAACAUAUAAAUCAUGCAGCAAUGAAUCACAGUGUCCAUAUGGGACACGGAGGACAUGGCACAUCUGUAAACACAACCCACAUACAUAAUAUGAAUGACCCCAUGGAUCACUCACUUCAUUUGCAAGCUAGUCAUGACCACAGCGGCUCACACGCCGGCCAUGCAAUGCAACACAACAUGUCCAUGACUUUCCAUGGUGGCUACAUGGAGACUAUCCUGUUCUCUUGGUGGAGUUGUCACGGUGUUGGUGAAUUCAUUGGCUCCUUUCUUGCAAUAUUUAUUAUGGCCUUAUUAUAUGAAGGGCUAAAAUAUUAUAGGAAACAUUUGUUAUGGAAAACAUAUGCAGGGCUUCAGUACUGUGCCGUGUCACCGUCUCACAAGGGAGUCGCCAAUGUCUGCAGUCCUGACGACCCCACAGUUAUACAGCCAGUGCCACAUGUUCUUGAGCGAAAUGUACCCCGCAUGUUAAGUGCAGCACAUGUUUGGCAAACAGGCUUGCAUGGAGUACAAGUACUGGUCAGUUACAUGCUGAUGUUGGUGUUCAUGACAUACAACGUGUGGCUGUGUGUCGCCGUGGUGAUGGGAUCGGCUACUGGGUACUUCCUGUUUGGAUGGCGGGAAUCUGUUGUAGUGGACUUCACUGAGCAUUGUCAUUGAUAUCGGCUUGACACUGAGAGGAAACCAUAGUAUUAUUUACAUAACUGUGCAGCCCAAACUGGUGUAUAAACUAUAUCAUUAUGUAUCUUAAUAAUUUGAUAAGAGUAUACAUAUAUAGCCUUAUACCGCUACAAAUCCUAUUUUAUUAGAUUUAAUGUCUGUUAGGGUAUGUUAUUUAGGAUGCUGUGAGAAAGUUAUGUGUUUUAUGACUUUAGUUAGUUGGAAUAUAUAACUUAAUAAACAUGCUGUUAAUAAAAAAUA
Molecule: messenger RNA, 1134 nt
Organism: Plutella xylostella (diamondback moth)
Lineage: Eukaryota; Metazoa; Arthropoda; Insecta; Lepidoptera; Plutellidae
Source: RefSeq, a predicted model, not a curated record